AUGAGUUGGCAUGUCGUCCGCGGACUCGACCGGCCCAUCCGGAGCUAUUGCCCGACGCCUCGGGUCGGGCAACCUGCGCUGGGGAGGGCUGAACUGUUCGCCGUCUCAAUUCCUGUCGCCGCGACUACUGAAAGCUCCCUCGAUGAUCCUUGCCCCCGGACGAGGCGCCGAAUUCAGGUCGCCCAUUCACCCGGACCUCGCCGCCGGCUGGGUGCUGUUUCGUCACGCCGAAGCAUCGUGGACCGCAUUGGCAUGCUGAGCGGUCGGUCACGUCGCAGAUUCGACACAAUGCAAGAAACCUUCAGCAACGGGGGCCACAGAUCUUCGACCCGCGGAGUCCCCCCCGUCGACCUUCCCGGGCCGCCGUGGAUCCUCGGAUCCAGGCGGGACCCUGGGGACGGUGCCCUCAGUCCGUCCUCUAACCCGCCGCGUUUCAUCCUUCGGGCAUCAGUUUGA
Purpureocillium lilacinum is the source of this 456-nucleotide messenger RNA. NCBI's taxonomy places the organism in Eukaryota, Fungi, Ascomycota, Sordariomycetes, Hypocreales, Ophiocordycipitaceae. The record is from RefSeq and is a predicted model, not a curated record.